This is a messenger RNA of Aspergillus pseudonomiae, 555 nucleotides long. RefSeq lists its product as uncharacterized. Bases 186 to 395 code for a protein of 69 amino acids. The transcript has a single exon. NCBI's taxonomy places the organism in Eukaryota, Fungi, Ascomycota, Eurotiomycetes, Eurotiales, Aspergillaceae. The record is from RefSeq and is a predicted model, not a curated record.
CAUGCGGGGUCCGUUUGAAAGAUGAUGAUACUCAUCUUAGCUCAGCUUCGUGAUUUGGUAAUUGCCAACACCCUUUUGCUUGUGUUGUAAAAUUAAUCGGGUGGCUGACAGCGCACCAUGCAGUGUAGUUUUUGCGUAGUAAAAAGGAAAACAAUGAUAGUAAUAAAUAGCAAAACAGUCCAUUAAUGCGUUAUCGCAAGGGGCUCAGCAGUGUCUGGAUCUUGGUAACUGGAGAUGUUCAUCAUGAAGAAACGGUAGAUGCUCCGCAACGGUCUCUAAGUCUAGUUAGUCUAUUUGGAAUGCGUUGGAAGCGGAGGAUCCCCUAUCGCUCUCUUUUUAUUUUUAUUUUUAUUUCUUUUUUAACCUUUCCAUCCCAAUCGUUGCAUGGAAGAUGAUCUGGAAGUCUGCAUUGAACGCCGAUCCCAGUGGACUCUCUGCCGCGCCAGAGUGGUAAUGGUGCGUACAGUGCGUACAUAUAUUACUACUAGUAGUAAGACGGGUACGGCUACCCCGACGGCUAUUAAUACAUACUCCGCUAUAACAUGCGGUCGAGGC